Nasonia vitripennis (jewel wasp) is the source of this 2794-nucleotide messenger RNA. RefSeq lists its product as uncharacterized. The coding region runs from base 129 to 1256 and encodes 375 amino acids. The record is from RefSeq and is a predicted model, not a curated record. Lineage: Eukaryota; Metazoa; Arthropoda; Insecta; Hymenoptera; Pteromalidae. The transcript has 2 exons.
ACUUGGCUGUAACCCGCUUUAUUAUCUGCUGAGCUCGGACUGGUUGGCUAUCGGAUUUAUAGAAGGGAUUGUGACCUUCAGGCUGUUGGGGUCUCAAGAGAUGGUGGCGUUCUUGUUGCUACAUCACCAUGAUCCUGGGUGCGGUCUAUCUUCAGCUUAAUUCUGAUACGACACGAUACCAGGAGUAUGUCGAUGGGCUGGAGAUCGUCGCUGAGGCCAAUGCUGAUUGUCAGCUUGUUAUGGUGGGAGAUUACAAUCUUCCUUCCGUCACAUGGCACUCAAAUCCACUACAGUUUGCUCAGAUUGGCUAUGUGGAUCCGGGUCAUCGCAUGAAGGCUGAACUCAUCUGCGGCUGUUUUUCAUCUUUGGGACUGUCCCAACUGAUUCCACCACAUUCAUCGAAGGACUACUCGUUGGACCUAUUGUUUGGAUCCCCUGAUUUCAUCGAUCUCUUUGAACUGAAUGAACAGCUUGUGCCUACCGAUGGUCAUCAUGUUCCGAGUGCUUUUAAUGUUAAUAUUUGUUGUGAUAGUGAUUUUGUACCUGUGUCAAAGCGUAACUUUUUUGCUGCCGAUUACGAAUCAAUUGUUAACCAUCUUAGUGAUGUGGACUGGGAUUCGAUCCUUUCUAGUGACUGUCUCGAUGAUAUUUUGUGCGGUUUUUAUAAUGUUGUGGGCACCUGUAUUAGCAAACAGGUUCCUUUGUCGAGAUCGAGUCCUAGUACAUAUUCUGUAUGGUAUAAUCGAGAACUUAUACGUACUAUUAGAGAUAAAAAGUUGUCUCAUAAAGCGUGGAAGCUCACUGGCGAAACCAGCGAUGAAAUUGUAUUUAAGAGGCUCCGCGCCGUUUGUAUCCGGAUGUCGAGAUCUCGGUACCGGGAUUAUGUUCAAUCUGUGGAAACCGGCCUUAGGUCCAACAUAAACGCGUUCUGGUCAUUUGUCAAUGGUUUGAAGGGCGAGGCUGGUAUUCCAGUUACAACGUAUCUUGAUGGUUUAAAGGCUGAAUCGAAGCCUGAAACGGUUAACUUGUUCUCUUCCCAUUUCAAUUCAGUUUAUAACUGUAGUCCAGCUAGCCCUUUGAAUCGUCUUCUUCAUUCGUACGAGCUUAUUUCCAACGUAAGUGUUUUGGCGGAGGAUUUGCACCCUUUCGUCCGUGAGUUGAAAUGCACGGCGAACCCUGGUCCGGACAAUGUACAUAAUGUUUUUCUUAAGCGCUGCUGGCCAGUCUUGGAGAGGCCCCAUAGUCGAUAUUUUUAACAAGAUGUUGGCUAAUGGGUAUUUUCCUAAGGCGUGGAAGCGUUCUUAUAUUUUUCCGGUGUUUAAACAUGGCGAUAGACAUGAUGUCAAAAAUUAUAGGCCUAUUUCUCUCAUCAGCUGCAUUCCGAAGCUUUUCGAUGCGUUUUUGACUGACGUAUUGUCCCAGCGACUACUUUGUAAGAUCAUUGCUCUGCAGCACGGCUUUCUGCCUGGCCGAUCGACCUUAACUAACCUCUUGAUUUUUAAUGACUGUCUCUGAUGCCGAUGAGAACUAGGUUUAAGUGGACACUAUCUAUGUGGAUUUCUCUAAGGCUUUCGAUAGAGUUGAUCAUGACAGGUUGCUGGCUAAGCUGUGGAACUUUGGUGUUCGAGGUUCCAUAUUUGAUCUAUUGUCAUCUUAUCUUUCGAACCGCUAUCAGUCUGUCAGAAUAAAUAAUAGUGUGUCUCCAGCUGUCUUGGUGUCGUCUGGCGUACCUCAGGGCUCUCACCUGGGUCCUUUACUGUUUUGCAUCUAUAUUGAUGAUCUUGUGAAGCAAUUUCGCUUUGCGAAUGCCCUGUUGUUCGCUGACGAUGUCAAGAUUUUUAUGCGUAUUCAUUCGGAAGAUGAUGUGGAGAGACUGAGGGCUGAUCUUAAUGCUUUGGGCGGUUGGGCAUGCGAAAAUGGCCUGGUUAUAAACGCGGCCAAGAGCCAGGUUGUGUCAUUUUAUAGAGGCAAGACGCAACUACAGUUCCAGUACGAGCUUGACGGAUCGGUUAUUGCCCGCACGAAGGUGGUUAGGGACUUGGGGAUUUUAUUUGACUCGCGCUUAACCUUUAGACCUCAUGUUGAUUACGUGGUCUCUAGGUGUCGUGGGCUGAUCGGAUUUUUGAAGAGAACUACUCGUGACUUUUCCAACAUAUCCGCUAUUCUUUCUCUUUAUAAUACUCUGGUCAUGCCUACUUUCAUCUAUUGUUGUCAAAUUUGGUCUCCAUACACUCAAAUUGCUAUUAACCAUCUAGAUUCCGUUCAACAUAAAUUCAUUUGUUAAUUGGCCAACAGGUCCGGCCAGCCCAUGGCGCCUAUUGAUCACGAUUAUUCACUCAUUGCGACAUCGUUGGGUAUUCCUUCGACACAGUCAGUACAUCGGUACCAUGAUGGUCUGCUUACGUUUAAACUUUUGCGUAAUUUUAUGAUUCGUCCGACGAUUUCCGAACUUUUCUCAGUUAGACAAUUAUACUAUAAUCUGCGUAGCCAUAGAUUUAUACAUGAGCAUCUGGCGCAUUCGAACUUUGGGUUCUAUUCGACCUUACCCAGCCUAAAGCGUGCCUGGAAUUCUCUCCCUCAACGUAUCACUGUCAUUGAGCAAUUGUCGGAAUUUAAAGUGAAUCUCAAAUCAUUUGUAUCGGCAUUUAGUUAGGUAACUUGGUUUAUAUUAUCUUGUUGUUUUAUAUUGUUCGUUCUACUCAAUAUUUUAUGUACCUGAAUUCUAUAUUUUUGUAAGGGAAUUCUUGCCCGUAGAUUUAUAAAUACACAAAUAAACAAAUGAACUUUAUAGUAA